Leptinotarsa decemlineata (Colorado potato beetle) is the source of this 729-nucleotide messenger RNA. It is a transcript of the gene MED9, whose product is annotated as Mediator complex subunit 9. The record is from RefSeq and is a predicted model, not a curated record. Gene Ontology annotation, molecular function: transcription coregulator activity. NCBI's taxonomy places the organism in Eukaryota, Metazoa, Arthropoda, Insecta, Coleoptera, Chrysomelidae. Gene Ontology annotation, biological process: regulation of transcription by RNA polymerase II. Gene Ontology annotation, cellular component: mediator complex.
AAUUAUUUGUAGAAAAUCUGCUACUUUAUGUUCAAAUCCGCUACGCCGCUACCAUCGAGUAAAUUAUGCUACAGUAGCGGAAUUCCGGUACGAUAAAAAUACUGAUAAGUAAAUGUAUUAUGGAUUCAGAGGAACACAAUAUAGAAGGUAUUAAAAAAGUAUUGAACGUAGAGGAUCUUAAUAUCGAUAUUCUGCAGAUAAUUUAUGAGAUAAUCAAAAGUAUCGAAAAGGAUAAUCAUCACGAUAAUACAUCGAAGACGAGAGAUUCCCAAGAUUGUUCUCAGAAAGUUUUGGAGUUACAAAAAAGAUUAGAUAAAGCUAGAGCAGAGAUACGUAUGCUCCCUGGUAUUGAAUAUAGUAAGGAACAACAACUCAAUCAUUUGGAUGCAUUGAAAACCCAGCUGAGAUUGAAACAGGAGCUACUACAAAAAUACCACUAUAUGUACCCAUUCGACAUUCAGAAAUCUUGAAAAGCAUGGUUUUUCGUUUCUUGAUUCGAAUUUUGGCUAAUAAUGAGCAGCUAGUUCAGAAAUUGAGCGAAUCCUAUCCAAUGCGUAGAGCUGCCCAGGUAGUGGUACGAGUGAUGUUUUCUAGUAAAAAUUUGAUAGAAGAACACAGAUUACGUGAAAAAUUAUCUCCUGAACAAUUUAGAGCAUUGAUGAGUGAAGUGGCGGCUAACUUUCAAAAUCAGUUGAAGCAGGCACAAGAAAACAUAAAGAGAAAAAUGAA